Annulohypoxylon maeteangense is the source of this 1174-nucleotide messenger RNA. RefSeq names its product ribosomal protein S8. The coding region runs from base 267 to 773 and encodes 168 amino acids. Gene Ontology annotation, cellular component: ribosome. Gene Ontology annotation, biological process: translation. NCBI's taxonomy places the organism in Eukaryota, Fungi, Ascomycota, Sordariomycetes, Xylariales, Hypoxylaceae. The record is from RefSeq and is a predicted model, not a curated record. Gene Ontology annotation, molecular function: structural constituent of ribosome. The transcript has a single exon.
UCUUGAUUCGAAUAUCGCGAUAGCUUCAUUCACAUUGAAGAUUUGCAUCCCGGCACUUCUCUACCGACAACUCCGCCGACGAGCGAAAAUACCAUCGGCUCUCUAACCAGUAACGAGACCCUAAAACACCAUAUUUAAGCUGCCCCUUAUACUUCUCACUUAGCCGGCGAAACCGACUUAGGAACCCCCUCCUCCCCAACCUCGAAACCCCCCAAACAAGCCCCCCCUCCCCCAAUUCGCCCGCCAGGGCACACGCACCGCCCAAAAUGGGACUAGCCAACGUCGUGCACAUGUGUUCGCACCUACAAAACGCCUCCCGCGCGCGCCUGGGGCUCACCUCCGUGCCCUUCACCAAGUACAACCUAAGCGUAGCGCUCGCCAUGCACCGAGCCGGCUACAUCUCCUUCGUGACGCGGGGGGGCGCACACCCGCCGGACCCGGCCACAAUCACGACGUACGAGCCGGCACCCCUGACGACGGCGAACGUGGCUAAGCAGCGCCUGUGGUUGGGACUGAAAUACAAUAUCUCGGGUGGUGGGACGCCGGUGCUGGGGACGAUGGUCGCGAUUACGACGCCGAAGCGCCCGCAUACCGCGAAGUUGAAUGUGCUGGAGCGGCUUGCGAGGGGUUUCGAUUCUGGCUCCUACCGCGGGUUGAAUAUCGGGGAGUCGCUUUUCAUGCAUACGAGCUUGGGCACGCUGGAGGUUCGGGAGGCCAUUGAGAAGAAGGUUGGCGGGUUGUUGCUGUGUCGGGUUGGGCCUCCUAUGAAAUAAUCUCCCUUGAUCGGAUUUGGUUAGGGCGUUUGUGUUGCUUCCGGAUGGCUGGUGCUGGCUGGGGAAGGUCAAGUUAAAGAACAGAAGUUGGAUGAGGGAUGCUUGAUGAAGCCAACACAUCCAUAUCUGUCUCACAUAGCUGAGAUUGAUAGGAGAAAGUGGCUAAGAGUCCUCAAUGGGCGAAAUGGUAUGAGCCAACGGUCUGGUUUACCAAACUCUCUGGCAUCCUGAGUAUGCUCCUCGAACGACUGGUAUGUCUGAAGGAACAUCUAGAUGAAGAGAGCGGUUAUCCAGGAAAUGGUGGCAGGCUCGAUGUGUACAAAAUCACAGACUACAACUAUAGAAAUGUACGAUACCUGCAUAUCAUGAUAUAACCAAUCAUCACUUCAUCUUGUACAAAA